AUGGCGGACUGCUGGGAAAGUCGUACCAUCCGGCUACGGGUGAACGAUGCUCAUUCCCUAUCUGAUGCCGUGAGGUUGGGUGGUGAGACCAAGUACUAUGGGACGCCGUCAGUUAGCCGUAAGCGCACUGAAAUUGUGAAACUUUAUUAUUCCUUUGGUGAAAGCGCCACCGCUGCACUUCGUGGUUGCAAAACCAAACAUGGUCUCAUCAAAGAUUCUUUCACCAUGUCGACCAUUACACGCUUGAUUGCGAAAUUUGAGUCCACUGGAUCUGUAUUGGAUUUUUCUGUCAAAGGGAGAAAAUCUCUGAGUGAUGAAAGAGCACCCAUUGUACAGAAUGCCGUCGAGCAACUUCAGUCCCGGAGCACCAUGGCAUCUUCGUCAAUAACUCAGGUGUCUCAGGGGGUAACUUUUCACAGUUCUGAAAAGCAAAAAGGAUUGGGCAACCUGAGCUGGACAGGGCAUUCCUACACACAUGGGAAUCUAUUUGUCGGUAUUAUCGUCAGCAACUCCACUAUGUGUCAGCCAACCAAAAGCAGAUCCACUGAGACAUCUGCACCACCACCCAGACAGCAUGCUACCAAAGGCGGAGUGAUGCAGCGUCUGUUGUACUUGAUGGGUAAAAGAAGGAACUACACAGAAGAAAACGCGGCGUUCAUUGGGACGCUGAGCAUUACUGGGAAAGCUCCGAAAUCUCCAUUUGGCCCUUUGCGCCCAUACAUCAACUUAAAAUUCUCUUCAAUGACCCAGCUACCCCAUCCAACAGAAAAUCACUGA
Messenger RNA from Opisthorchis viverrini, 777 nucleotides. RefSeq lists its product as hypothetical. The record is from RefSeq and is a predicted model, not a curated record. NCBI's taxonomy places the organism in Eukaryota, Metazoa, Platyhelminthes, Trematoda, Opisthorchiida, Opisthorchiidae. Bases 1 to 777 code for a protein of 258 amino acids. The transcript has 5 exons.